Scatophagus argus is the source of this 2920-nucleotide messenger RNA. It is a transcript of the gene tmc8, whose product is annotated as transmembrane channel-like 8. The transcript has 15 exons. Gene Ontology annotation, cellular component: plasma membrane. NCBI's taxonomy places the organism in Eukaryota, Metazoa, Chordata, Actinopteri, Scatophagidae. The record is from RefSeq and is a predicted model, not a curated record. Gene Ontology annotation, molecular function: mechanosensitive monoatomic ion channel activity. The coding region runs from base 253 to 2484 and encodes 743 amino acids.
AUUUCCUUUGAGCUGUCAAAUUCGGUCAUAGUCACUCAGUCUGAAUGUACAUCUGCUCCACUUGCCAGAAAGCAAGACACACCGCCAAGACUAUGAGAUUCACUUCAGUGCUUCAGCAGGGUAUUUUGAUGCAGAAGUGAAAUUUUCAUAACUUUGAGUUGCAGUGUUGGUGGAGAUGUCUGUAGGCUUGUGUUUUAUAUGAAGCAAGAAGACUGGUGUUUGUGAUCAAAGAGGAAGUGCGGGAAGAAAAAUAUGGAGGUGCACGAUAAUGUCAACUUCAUGAGACUCCUGUCAGAUGACAGCAUCCAAUCGUCUCUGUCGUCAGACUCCUGUGAGUACUAUCAGACAGAGAUAUUUGAUCUGUUGCCGAGCACCCAGGCCAGCCGGCUCAACCAGAAUACACAGAAUCUAUGGGAAGCCACCAGUGCCCACCAGGGUGGCCCAGAGCUGAGUGGGAGAGGACCCAAAGACAAGACAUCAACACAGCCACUCAGGAACCUGGUCAUGUGUAUUCAGGGGAAGAGGGAUGCCAGAGACAGGAGGAAGAUGCAAAUCAGCAAUAUUGGUUUUUGGGAGUCCUGGAGGCAGAGCCAGAGCAUCAACAGGAAAAGGGUUUGGGCACAGGUAGUAGGCACUCUAUCAGGCCUGUUGCCGUGGCAGCGCACGCUCCGUGCCAUCGAAGGCAAGUUUGGAGUUGGCGUGAAGGCUUACUUUGUCUUCCUCAGAUAUCUGGUUUACUUGAACCUGCUUCACUGUGCUUUAAUAUGGGGUUUCAUUUUGGGCCCUACAAUAUUUUAUGGCCGGAGCAACAGCAGUGAACCUUUAAGGUUUGGGGGCGAUGACAAUGUGUUGGAUUUUUUCCUGGGAUCGGGCUACCUGGAUCGUUCUCCAGUCUUUUUUGGUUACUAUACUCGCGGUUCCCUGAAUUUGCUGUGCUUGAAUACACCUCUACUGUACCUGGCUGGAAUCCUCACCAUCCUGUUCCUCAGUCUCAUCAUGGUGGUCCGCAGAACAAUAGUUGGCUACAAGCACACCUGGAUGCUCGGGAAGCGUUACAGUAUGAAUGUGAGCUAUAAGAUCUUUUGUGGUUGGGACUUCACCGUCCAGGACCCUGACUCUGCUGUUCUCAAACACAGCUUCAUCAGGAACGAUCUCAAGCUGUUCCUGGAGGAGCAGAGUUUCUCUAUGCGCAAGGCUCAGAGGACACUGCGACAGAAGGUGCGUCUCUACCUGCUUAGGUUCAUCCUCAACCUGGUUGUUCUCUCUCUGCUAGGCGGAGCUUUCAUCCUCAUCUACUUUGCCACGGAAAAAUCUGAGGCUGAGAGUCAUCACUACUGGUUGAUCAGUCUGGUCCUCCAGUACCUUCCUCCUAUCACCAUCACCUUCGUCAACCUGUUUCUUCCUCACGUGUUUCGCAAAAUCUCAUCUUUUGAGGACUACUCUUUCACCACGCAGAUCAAUGCCACACUUGUGAGGAGCAUCUUCUUGAAGCUGGCCUCACUGGGGAUCUAUUUAUUUUUCAUCUUGAACAAAACAGUAGAUCAGCAAGUGAGUUACGAGAGAGAUUUAUGUUUGAACAGACUGAGGUUCAGUGAGACUUCAGGUGCAAAGUAUUGCUGUGAAAUGUUUUUAACAGCCCCUAUUAUAUGUGUGCUUCUUUUUCAGUGCAGGGAGAACAAGUUUGGCAGAGAAAUGUACAAGUUGUGUAUCUUCAACUUCCUUACCACUUUCUGCGAUGCCUUUCUCUUGAACUACCCCAGGAAAUUAGUGCAGGAGAAGUAUCCUUUGUCCUUGUUGGCCCGAUUGUCGGGGAAACAGCGCUUCCUGAUCCCGUUCAACAUCUUGGAUCUCGUGUACAGUCAGACUGUGUCCUGGGUGGGAGUCUACUUCUGCCCUCUGCUGCCUCUGAUAGGAACUGUCACACUGAUGGCCAUCUUCUACAUCAAAAAGUUCACGGUCCUGCGGUGCUGUGUGGCAGAGCAGAGGAUGUUUCGAGCCUCCAGCUCCUCCGUUUUAUUCCACUUCAUGUUGCUGCUUGGCCUCCUCAUAGCUGGAGUCACAUUGGGCUAUAACAUCUACCAGCAAGGCAUAUCGGACAAAAACAUGUCGUCUUGUGGUCCAUUUGGAAAUGGAGAAACUGUGUUUAAUGUGACAGGAGAGUGUGUCGCCAAACUCUCAGGUCCGGCACAAACCAUUCUCGGCUACCUGGCCUCCGAGGCAUUCGCCCUGCCGCUCAUACUAGCUGAGAUCAUAAUCUUGACCUCAUAUGUGUCACGGGGAAGAGCCAAUCAGAAGGCCAUUGAGAGACUGAAAGACAUGUUGGUUAUGAGCAGCUCAGAUAAGCGUUUUCUAGUGAAACAGCAUGCCACGAUGCUCAGAAGGCAGAGAAACACCCACAGAGUUCAUCCUGCAGCCGUCAGAGAGACCUCCGCCCGUACAACUUUACUAAAGCCCCCGAGCUUGCAGACCUGUCCAUCCACCUGACCUCUGCUUGAAAAUAAAGCCUGGCUUUGGAUGACCACAGCUGGGUGGAGUCCUGACGGAUGGCUGAAAAUUGAAAUACUGAUGAAUGUCUCACUUUUCCAGCGACAUGUUGUGCAAUGACAGGAAAUACAUUUAUGACCUUUUUUAUGCAGAAGUCUUAAUUUCACCUUCAUAUCACAAAUUCCCUUCAUCUGAGCUAAUUCUGCUGUCAUUUUUUUACAGGAAUAAAUAAGAAAAAUGUUUCUGUAUCUUGAGUGAUUUUUUUAAGCUUAAUUCAUAUUAAAUCGGUAAUUUAUGUCAAGUAUUUAUCAAAGUAUUUUUACUCAGCAUUUCUACGAUGCUUAUAGUAUUUAGUUAUGUUCCAAAAUGUCACUUUACAUGUGCUCAGAAUGUGUUUUUUUUACAUAUCCUCCUCAUUAAACCUUUGGGGUUUGUA